This is a messenger RNA of Bolinopsis microptera, 4340 nucleotides long. Its product is annotated as zinc finger CW-type PWWP domain protein 1-like. Gene Ontology annotation, molecular function: zinc ion binding. Gene Ontology annotation, cellular component: nucleus. NCBI's taxonomy places the organism in Eukaryota, Metazoa, Ctenophora, Tentaculata, Lobata, Bolinopsidae. The record is from RefSeq and is a predicted model, not a curated record. The transcript is spliced from 17 exons. The coding region runs from base 18 to 3140 and encodes 1040 amino acids.
AUUAUUCAGGGUAGUCCAUGGCCUCUGCCGUUGAUGAAGUAUCUUCGGCAUUGGGAUUGUCUCAGAGUUCCAAUCCUGGCGAUGAUCUGAAAUCCCCUGAACAACAUCAGGCGAGCAUGUUUGCAGCAAGACAACAAUUGCAAGCUAAACACAAAGAUUCAAGCAGCUUCCCAACAACCUCUUCUGGAACAAAGAAAGUUGCUGCAAUCAAGCCACAGUUCAAACCUCUUAGCAAGAAGCAGUCCUCAUUUGUCACUCCAUACAUUAAAAAAGAGGACCCCAUUAAGGAAAAUCCUCAGAAACUUUCACCUCAAAAGAAACCUAUUGUAAAACAGCUUGACAAACUUAGGGAACCCAGUCCUGGAGACACUGGAAGACAGCUUCCUACUGUAAGCUCUCGUUAUCACAGUCCAUCAUUGAAAAGAUCCAGGGGCCGGCACAACGAUGAAACUAUUGUGUCAGACGAAGAAAUACAGAAAGCUAAAAUGAUAAAGAAGUCGUUUACCUCACCUGAAAGGAAAACUUUCAGUCCAAAGCCAAGUCCUAAGAAUAGUCCAAAGCUUAGUCCUAAGAUGUGCAGCCCCAAGUCUCGUACCGCAGGAUCACCUAAUCACUCACCGAUUUUGUUUCACUCACAAACUGACGAUCUAGUAAAAGAUGAUAAUGACGAUAAAGAAAUUUACACUCAGAAAACAAUUCCUCAGCUUGUUGACACUGAAAAUAACACAAGCUCUGUUAAAUCUUCCGACACCAAAGUUCAGCUUAAUUCUCUUGAUAAUUUAAAUCAUGUUGCAAACUCACAUACCGCUAUUGUAACAUCUGAACAACAAAAAGCAUAUUUAAAUGCAAUUUCUUACAGCCCUGAAGCUAGCUCAUCUCCCCCUGCUAAUAUGAUAUCGUUGUCUUCAACGUCACACUCUCCCAAAGAAUCAGCUGAGUUAAUAUCUACAUCUAAUAAACAACAAAUUACCUCUCACUCUAAUGAAAUCAUAUCGUCGUUUCCUAACCCAGACACUAUCAAAGAAGUAAACCCCUCCGAUUCAACCGAGAAAAUAUCUUCACCCCCCAAGCCAGAUUUUCCAAAGUCAGAAUCUUCUGAUCCAGAAUCUCUCCAGCCAGACUCUCCUAAAGCAGAAUAUCCCAAAGCGGAGCCAAUCUCUUCCCAAUCUUCACAGCGUAGUACGGCUGAUGUCGUCAAGUCUGCAAUGGAUACACUUCACUCUGAGUCGAGAGUUCUGGUGGAAACUUAUCAUGAUCACUGCUCUGUUGAACUUGACGUCAAGAAUUGUUGUGGAAGUGGGUCUCAGAAAUAUAACGAGGGUGUUGGAUCAGAGUUGGACGGUGAUGUAGAGAAUGGAUUGCAGAGUAAGGUGGAUGAUGUUGAAGAAUGUGUGAUAGAGAAUCUACUGACCCCACUUGAAGAGUCGCUGAGUCUCCCGUCAAGUUCGGAGGGCCUUGUUUUGGUAGAAGAGGCUGAUAAGAAGAAAGGAAAAAAUAAACAUAAAGGAAAAAGUAAAACUAAAACAGUCAACUCAUCUGACGAAGUCGACCGUCAAAAAGUCAACGAUUUCUUCUCCAACAAAUUUGGCCUGUCUUUCUCCACUCCCAAAGGGGCGGACAGACCAAAACCCCUCCUCAAAUUUGCCCGGAAAGACGAGUCCUCGGAUGCGGACUACUCCACAGUACAAAGUCCGGGCAAGUUCAAGUCGACUUUCAGAGCAUUGGGUAAUGAUAAAGUGGAAGGAAAGGAGCCUGAUAAGAAGAAGAAAGCUGCAGAGGAGAAGAAACCUGUGCGAAAAGCUGAACCUAUGCAGAAACAGUCAAGAAAGGUGGAGCAGAAAACGAAGAGAAAGAUCGAGAGAUCACCAAAACGCCCCAGAAAGGAAGAGCCCAAGAAGAGUCUAUCAAUGUCAGCAUCAUCUUCAAGCAGCAGUUCUAGCUCGGAACAGGAUUCGGACUCAGACAGUUGCAUGAAACGAUCUGCAAACUCAAGUGCAAAGUCAACUACAAAACAGAGAGAAAACAAACCAACCCAGAAAAAGCAACCACCGCCACAGAAAAACGCAAAAGAGCAAAAGUUAAAGAUCAAGGAGGAGACGAUGAAGGCCGAGCUUAUCAGAAAGAGGAAGAAGGUAUACUCAAGCAGUAAUAGUAGUGAAAGUGAGAAUGAUGAGUUCACACUGAGCUGUACGAAUAGUGACAACUUAGAAAGUAUUUGGGUGCAAUGUGAGCGAUGCAGCAAGUGGAGAUAUCUCCGAGAUACGUCAGAUCCAAACUUGAUACCUGACGACUGGGUAUGCACUCUCAACCCAGAUAAAAAGUACAACAAUUGUAACGCCCCAGAGGAGAGUUGGACACAGCUAGAUCAAGGCUACGAGUUCGUCUACUCUGCUUACAGUCUAGGAUCACUAGUGUGGGGUAAGAUGCAGGGGUAUCCCUGGUGGCCGGGUAUGAUAGACAACGACCCCCUCACCAGAACAUUCUACUAUAAACACGCCAACUCUCAACUUCCGGAUAAAUACCAUGUGACAUUCUUUGGUAUCCAAGCGACCAGGGCUUGGAUUGGCAAAAAGUUUAUCAAGGUUUACAAUCCUGAUGAUAAAGAGGACCAGCUCAAAUACGACCAGAGAAAGUCUGGUAAAGGAAUGCGGGAGGCCAUCGCUAUGGCUAAUCAAGCGUUUCAUCUUGAACUGAACGAUCGAAAGAAGAUAUACGGGUUCAAGGAGCAGGGUAAAUCUGUUGAAGUUGUGCCGCUUGAUAAUACCUCUAAAGCUAAAGCUACCAAAGAUCGAAAAGUGGUAACGAAAACAGUAAGCGCUAUCAAAAAGCUUAAGCCAAGCUACGUCUCACGGCUGUAUGAAAAAGCUGUUUUAAAACUCUCACAGGAAUCACAAUCCACUCAUACAUUCCACGAUAAUCACCCAGGUGGAGGUCGAGGAAGAGGGAGACCUAGGAAGACUUCGGCUGCGACCGAAAAACCUGCAAAGAGAAAGAAAAUUACGAAGCGAUCAUCUGAUGAACAAAGCUAUAUCGCUACUCCCAGCCGAUUAAAUAGUUUGGAUGUUAUAGAGAACAUUGAGAAUGAGAUUAAUCAAGUUCUCCGGGAUUGCUCUCCUAGCCCCACUGGCUUUGAUCACUGAGGAUGAUGCAAGUGUUAACAACGUUAACAAUAACAUGUUAACGUCAACAGAUAUUCAACUUCAAUGUUAUCAAUUUUUUAACUUCAAUGUCUCUGACCUGCAAAGUUGAAAGUGAACAGUUUUCCAAGAAUUCCAGAUUGGAUAUUAUACCGAUGUGUGCGAGAGGAAAGAAAAUGGCGGUUCUCAAAAUGACGGUUCUCAAAUUGUGGUUAAGUUCUCAUCUGAUAAACAUCUCUUGUACAUUCUAGGAUUAUUCUUAAAAUUUGUGCCUGAAAACCGGUUUAACAAACGUUUUUUGUGUGUGUCACACCACCGACGCGGUUGUUAUGAGAUCUGUGUUGCGUUUGUAUGUCAAUGUAGUUAUAAAGGAAGCUGACAAUAUUUAAGAUAAUAUUAAUGAUAUCAUCAUUAUUAAUAUUGUUAAUAUUAUUAAUAAUAAUAUUCAGGCACGAUUAUGUUGGUGUUACGUCUUGUGAUUUAUUGUAAAUUAUGUAUUAAGAAAAUUAAGUGUUAUAAUGUUAUUACAGGUUAUUAUUAAUAAAUUAUUCUUUUUAAAUCAAUUAAAUUUGAAGUAAUUAUUUGAUCCUUGUUGCGAGUCUGUGGUUACUCAGAUGGAGGGCAAGAGAGCCGCGCGCACACGUGUCAACUUACAUCUGAUUGGCUGACGAUUAGUCACGUGGAGCGGUUUUCCGACGUGAUUGGUCUGCUAACUCAUUGCUUCAUGAUUUCGUCUCUGUGGGACCCUAAUAUGCUACAUUUCACUUCAGUACCUAUAUUUUUGUAUAUGACACUGAAGCCUUAUCCUGACGAAUGUGAGACCAAUAUUUUGCAACAGUGAUCCAAUCAUUGCAUGGUAUGCAUAUACAUAACAUGGUUACAUAGAGUUUGUAAGUAUUCUAAAAACUAAAACGUCGUGUAGGCUGUAAUUUAUAUUUUCUAAAUAUAUUCACAAUUGAUCAUAAACGUUCCACUGUAUCGAAGCUUUUCACAACAGUAUGUUACAUGCCCUCCACGUGCACGAAAAGUCAACAUUCUCUGUUAUAUUGAAUAUUCACGGUUGAUUUUUAUUCUCAAUAUUUCAUAAUAAAGAUUCUUUACACACUCUUUGAAUCUAUUCACUUCUAGAAAAUUGUGUUUGAAUAUUAUACCAGAUAUGUUUAUCAUUAACAUUAUAAUUCUGACAUUGAUUAUUGAGUUCUA